AUGGAACUGAUCCUUGCUACUUUGAUAUUUUUUGAGUCAUUGUCAGAGAAUGGUUUAAUAGUGACAUGGUGUCUGCAACUACAAGUGUUGGAACAUGAAAGUGUUGUUUGUUUUGUGACACAUUGUGGUUGGAGUUCAACAUUGGAAGCUUUGAGUUUAGGAGUAGCUGUAAUUGCUAUGCCAAUUUGGACAGAUCAAAUUACAAAUGCAAAGUUUAUUGUUGAUGUGUGGAAAAUUGGAGUCAAAGCUAUUGGUGAUGAUGAGAAAGGGAUAGUUAGAAGAGAAACAAUUGUAGAUUUUAUAAGGAAAGUAAUGGAGAGUGAAAAGGGAAAUGAAUUAGAGAAGAAUUGUAUCAAAUGGAAGAAUUUAGCCAAUAAUUCGGUUGACGAGGGUGGAAGUUCUGAUGGAAAUAUUGUAAAUUUGUGA
This is a messenger RNA of Cicer arietinum (chickpea), 426 nucleotides long. Its product is annotated as mogroside I-E synthase-like. Gene Ontology annotation, molecular function: UDP-glycosyltransferase activity. NCBI's taxonomy places the organism in Eukaryota, Viridiplantae, Streptophyta, Magnoliopsida, Fabales, Fabaceae. The record is from RefSeq and is a predicted model, not a curated record.